Molecule: messenger RNA, 3720 nt
Organism: Hemicordylus capensis (graceful crag lizard)
Lineage: Eukaryota; Metazoa; Chordata; Lepidosauria; Squamata; Cordylidae
Gene: PNPO
Product: pyridoxamine 5'-phosphate oxidase
Exons: 7
Coding region: 431-1231 (266 amino acids)
Biological process (GO): pyridoxine biosynthetic process; pyridoxal 5'-phosphate biosynthetic process
Molecular function (GO): pyridoxamine phosphate oxidase activity; FMN binding
Source: RefSeq, a predicted model, not a curated record
GAGGACGCACCACCCUACUACCCUAUCACAGCUCUGCUAAAAUCCUGAAUUUCUCCAUUGUUGCUUUCUCUUUAGCCAUGGGCGAGAAAACAAUAGAUAGUUUCAAAGGACCCAGGAAGUUGGCUCCAAAUAACGGGAUUUGUUCUAGAAUAUUCCUAUCUCUAUGAAUCUCACAUGUUGCGGGUAUUUUUUUCCGCUUUCUAAGGAAGCUUCUCAAUGGUUAAGGAAAGUCGCUUACGGAGAAGCAUCCUUGUACCUUCUCAUUGGUGGCUUGUUAUCUUGCUUUUCUUAUUGGCUGUGGACAGAGAAGGGGGCGAGGGGAGGCAGACGGAGGAAUCCUGUUUUGAUUGGACGCUUGGGAGUUGGUCGGCUUCUGAGACUGGGGGCGAAGGAACGAUAGGUUUUGCGCUAUUCUGCGCGUGCGCACGAAAUGAGCAAAGGUGGCCGUCUGUUGAUUAGUUACGUGGGGCGCCUCGCUCUGUGCUGUUUGGGUCCUCUCGGCUUUCGUAGUUCUGGCCAAACUCGAACGUCUUUUCGUGCCAUGGAUUUGGGGCCCCUUCGGAAGAGCUAUAGGGAAGAUGAGGAGGCCUUUGAGGAAAAACACCUCACCUCUUUGGAUCCCAUUAAACAAUUCUCUGUAUGGUUUGAAGAGGCUAUGAGGUGCCCCUCCAUUGGAGAAGUCAACGCCAUGUGCUUGGCCACUUCUACCAGGGAUGGAAGACCUUCUGCUCGGAUGCUGCUUCUGAAGGGGUUUAGCCAGGCUGGCUUUCGCUUCUUCACCAACCAUGAGAGUCGGAAAGGAAGGGAACUGGACUCCAACCCUUUUGCCUCAAUUGUUUUCUAUUGGGAGCCACUCAAUCGCCAGGUGCGAAUUGAAGGCUCUGUGGAGAAGCUCCCUAUAGAUGAAUCCGAGAAGUACUUUCAUUCACGACCAAAGAGCAGCCAGAUUGGAGCUGUCGUCAGUCGACAAAGCACUGUGAUUUUGGACAGGGAGUAUUUAAGGAAGAAGAAUGCACAGCUAGAAGAGGUUUACCGGGAGGCCAAGGUGCCUAUGCCAGAGUACUGGGGAGGCUAUAUCUUGAAGCCAGAGGUCAUAGAGUUCUGGCAAGGUCAAACAAACCGUUUGCACGACCGCAUAGUCUUCCGGCACCUUCAGGACAGCAGCGUGCCCUUGGGGCCUAUGGCGCACAAAGGGGAAGGCAACUGGGUAUACGAAAGACUCUCUCCUUGAAAAGCUUUGGGAGUCAUCCUAUUUACACCAUCUCUGGAAUAUCUGUGCCAAAAUCUGUGUGUACCCCACAUGCUCCUAAGACUGAGCAGACAAAGAGCCAGUGGACAGUGCUGGACCAGUGAGACCUGGAUUCGAAUCCCUGCCCAGCCAUGAUUGACCUUGGACCCCAUCAGUAACAGGACAAUGGUGAUGAUAGUGGAAGAUAAACCCUGAGCUCGUUGGAGGAAAAGCAGGAUAUAAAUGUUUUGGGGCAUAACCAUGCUAUAGAUCUUAAUCUACAGUACUUCUAAAACCUGGCUGUCAUGCCUCCCAACCCAUGUUUAGUGACAAUUACAGAAUUCUCAACACCUUCCUAAGACACUGCUUCCCAGAACCUUAAGGUGGGCACAGUUUCAGACUAAUUUGAUUUGGUAGUCUGAUUUAUCUCAGGUGGUUUUGCUUGGAAAUGGAGCAGAUAGGUUUCAAUUUGAUCUCCUUCAGCCCAGUAAAGUCAGCAAGACCAGAACUGCACUGAGGUAACAGAACUUCUGUAACAAAAAUAUGCAGAUGAAGCACAUUGGCAUAUAUUCCCAUUUAGCAUAACUCUGCUACCAAGCUCUAGAUUUAAAAGGAUUUGUGAACUUUGGAAACAAGAGAUGUGGAGGGAGAGUGGAAGGUAGGGUGGGGAUGGACCAUCAUCUUGCAAAUGUUGCAAAACCUUCGAAAUAAUAAUUUGGGUAAGCAAGGAGACCCUUGAUAUCUCUAUUCACAUGCUGUGUUCUACACUUGUACAAUGAAUGUACAGUGUAUACAGUACAGAUCUGUACACAGGUAUAGGAGACCUGUGUAUAGGAGACAGUUUAGUGGAUCGAGGUUUCAUGUAUCCACAGAUGGUCUUAGAGACCCAGUUUCUUUAUCUGUGGCAUGAAAUAUAGGCAAUUUUUGCCUAUCUAUGUUUCCUGAGUGUUUGGGAAUUACAUAUGAUAAUCAUUUCUGACUGCCAUUUUGAAGCACAGAGCCAUUCUUUAGCUUUUUAAAAAUUAAAAAGGAUUUGGGGAGCAUACCUGGAGAACAAAGUGCUGUGCUUCUCUGCCCUUAUUUCUGCUCCCUCCCUGGUUUUUUUAAUUAGUUUUUUUAAGCUCAAGCAACCUAACCACCUCACACACACCCAAUCCCCAUAGAUUUGAAGUUUCUUUAUUCAGUUUCGUUAUUCAUGGAAAUUGGUGGGAACAGAACCGCCAUGAAUAACGAGGGUCACCUGCACAGUUAUUUACACAUUAUGUUGAACAAAGAUGCAGUAGUACACUUCCUAUCUACCUGCAUUUGAGGGGCCUGUACCUAGGCUCAUGUUUAAAAUGAGUGCAGGUACAGUCAUUCACACAAACAUGUAUGGACAUCUGUACGCUUGUGCACCAUAAUGUCUGAAUAGAGCUGAUACCUUAAGGGGAAUAUGAUUUAGGCUUAUAAAACUAUGCAUGGCAUCAAAAGAAGAUAGCAAGAAGUUCUUCACUCUCAACAUUAGAACUUGUGACCAUCCAAUAAAAUUGAUUGGCAGGAGAGUCAGGGCAGAGAAGGGCAAGUAUUUAUUUGCUGUAUUGUAUUAAUUCACUGCCAUAGGCUGUGGUGAUGGCCUUAAAAAUGGACUAGACAGAUUAAUGGGGGAGAUGUUUAUGUGGAACUUCCAUGUUUUUGAAGCACUGUACUUCUAACUUCCAGCUGUGGAGAAAGCAACAGGAUGAGGCAGGAUGCUGGACCGGAUGGGCCUUGGUCUGAUCUGGCAGGGCUUUGCUUAUGCUCUUUGCUUAACAGCAGAGGAGGGGUGUGGCCUUCAGGCCUUGCUUGUGGGCUUCCAGAGGCAUCUGAUUGGCACUGUGUGAAACAGGAUCCUGGGCUAGAUGAGCCCUUCAGCUGAUCCAGCAAGGCUCUUUGUGUGGUGUAGUGUCUGGGCUGUAAACUCAGGAACCAGAAAAUAGCAGCGAGUGGGCAAUACCAGGCAGCUGAUGGCUUGAAAGCUGUCAUUCAUUUUCACUUCUCUGGACACUGCCCCAUGUCUCUAUGCCAUAAGAGCUAGAAAUACACUCUUUAAACAAAAAAAAUCAAAGAUGUGCAAGGUGCUGAAGUCUGACCUAGAUAAGCUGUUGCUGUGCUUGCCUGACAGUCCUAGGAGCACAAAUAAUACAUCAAGCCCCACAAUCAUUUUUAACCUGAAAUCCCUCCUGCUCCUGUAUUGAAGUGUGUGUCUCUCUCCCUGUGUGACAACCAUUACAUGUGCUUAUGUAGAGUGAGUUUUCAGAUCCCUUCCAUGCCCAUUGGAAGUGCAGUUGUACAUCCCUGAUGCUAGUGGAUGAGAUGUGCUUUUGUGCUGUGUUAAUAGGAUGUUCAAAUGCUGGAUACAGUCCUAACAAUUCCUGUUUUUCUCUGUCUGGCCAAUCUGGCAUCUGUGUGUGGCUAUGUACAGAGUCAGUGCUUGUGUACAUUUGGACAAUAAAGGUCCAGCCUGGUGACUGAUA